Messenger RNA from Eucalyptus grandis, 765 nucleotides. Its product is annotated as acetyl-CoA-benzylalcohol acetyltransferase-like. The coding region runs from base 1 to 765 and encodes 254 amino acids. The transcript has a single exon. NCBI's taxonomy places the organism in Eukaryota, Viridiplantae, Streptophyta, Magnoliopsida, Myrtales, Myrtaceae. The record is from RefSeq and is a predicted model, not a curated record.
AUGAAGGUGGAAGUACGAUGGAAGAAGUUUGUCAAACCAUCGGUGCCGACACCGAACAACCAGCGAAAAUUGAAGUUAACAUCACUGGAUCAGCUUCAAAUGCCAAUUUACAUAGGCGUUAUGUUCUACUAUAGAGAUAACGUUGAGAACCCAGGAGUUGAUAUUUCUCAAAGGCUUCUCCAGAUGGAGGAGUCACUUUCUGAAACCCUAACACUCUUUUAUCCUAUGGCAGGGAGAUAUAUCGAGGAUGAUGAUUGUUUUAUUGAUUGCAACGACCUUGGAGUUGAGUUGGUUUACGCCAAAGUGGAUGGCCAGAUUGUUAAGCUUCUCCAUGGAGAUCCCGACAUUGAUUUGCUUGAACGUUUGUCGAAGUACCCGACCAACGUAGUUGGCAAUCCAUUAGUUGUGAUUCAAGUGAAUGCAUUUGAGUGUAGCGGAUUAGCGAUCAGCGUGCGCUUUACACACAAGAUCGGCGACAUGUACACUAUGGCGAUGUUCAUUAAUUCGUGGGCUACCACUUGCCGAGGUAAUGUAGACGCGAUAGUCACUCCGAGUUUCGAGUUGUCAUCUCUACUCCCAGUGAAAGGGUUGGCGGUUCCGAAUUUGAGUCCACGACGUAUUGGCAACGAGGAACUCAUCAUGAGUAGGUUGAGGUUCAACGCCGAUGCUUUAUCGAAGCUGAAAGCCUUAGGACGAUGCAAAGGACUCGAUGGGCAACAAUUCCCGGCCUUCAAGGGUGGAGGCCGUUUCGGCACUACUGGGUAG